This is a messenger RNA of Cheilinus undulatus (humphead wrasse), 1151 nucleotides long. RefSeq names its product transcription factor HES-5-like. Lineage: Eukaryota; Metazoa; Chordata; Actinopteri; Labriformes; Labridae. The transcript has 2 exons. The record is from RefSeq and is a predicted model, not a curated record. Gene Ontology annotation, cellular component: nucleus. Gene Ontology annotation, biological process: regulation of neurogenesis; anterior/posterior pattern specification; regulation of transcription by RNA polymerase II. Gene Ontology annotation, molecular function: protein dimerization activity; DNA-binding transcription factor activity, RNA polymerase II-specific; RNA polymerase II cis-regulatory region sequence-specific DNA binding. Bases 639 to 1127 code for a protein of 162 amino acids.
AAUAAAGGAGGAAUGCAAGGGAGUGUACUUGAACAACACUGUUUAUAUAAAAGUAUAAUUAAAAACAUAAUUUAAAAAGAUCAUCUCUUUGAGUCCAGGUAAUUCGUGAAACCAUACAUUUCCUAUUAUAAUGAUAAAAAUAGAUAUUAGAAUAGUUAAUAGUGAAAAUAAAAAAAUAAAAGUAAAAAUGACAUGUGUAACUUGUGUAAGUCAAUACAUGUAAGAAAAAACAGUGUGAAAAACAAUUACAUUUUCCGUAAGUCCCUCAAGUGUGCAGGUUGAUGAGCGUGUGCUCAGUCAAAGUCAUUGAUCCCAGCAUCAGGCAGCAGAUCUACAGGGUCAACACUUUCCCACAUUCACACAGAGCUCUGCCAGUGUCUCUCCAUCACCCCCCAGUCCUCCACCUGUCCCCCUCAGAUCUAACCAUUGUCCCUCAGGCAUUAACAGCAUUCAGCGUGUUGCCGCUCCACAUGCCGCAUUGUCUCAACAAGCUCCCUGAUUGGCUGAGACUGUGAGAAACUCCAGUCAGACCCAAACCCACACAUUCAUAUGGAGAUGUGGGACUAUAAAUAGGAGGGAGGAAGCCAGCAGAGAUCAGAUUCUCUCCACAGAGACUCAGACAGCACAGACAUCCAGACAUGGCUCCUACAAUCACUGCAGCCAUCACCAACAACCAGGAGCAUCUGACUCUCAACCACAAGCUCAGAAAGCCUCUGGUGGAGAAGCUUCGCAGAGAGCGAAUCAACAGCAGCAUUGAGCAGCUCAAGUCUCUCCUGGCUCCAGAGUUCCUCCAACAGCAGCCAGACUCCAAGCUGGAGAAAGCAGACAUCCUGGAGAUGACCGUUUGUGUCCUCAGACGACUGCAGCAGCAGAAAAACCAGGCUGUGAGCUCUUCAGCUGUUAACAAAGGCUACUCCAUGUGUGUCCAAGAGGCAUCACACUUCCUGUCCAGGCAGCAGGUGGACAUCAUGACCCAGAGAAGACUGAUCAGCCACUUCAACAAGCUGCAGUCUUCCUCUGACAACAACCUGACAGAGGCUGACUCCUCUCCUCUCAGCUCCACGGUCCACACCAGCAUCACCAAAGAGAAGAGUCCAGUCAACAGCGCCCUCUGGAGGCCGUGGUAGAGAAGUCACUACCAGACAAACUGA